AAACACCACGCUAUUACACAACACAGCAAAAAUGGUUACAAUUGGAGACGCCCACGAUGACUUGAUUCACGACGCCGUGUUGGACUACUACGGCAAGCGUCUUGCCACGUGCUCAUCGGACAAAACCAUCAAGAUCUUCGAGGUGGAUGGCGAUAAACACACCCUAGUUGAAACCUUGCGCGGGCAUGACGGCCCUGUAUGGCAGGUCAGCUGGGCACAUCCAAAGUUCGGCAUCAUCCUCGCGUCCGCGUCGUACGACGGCAAGGUUUUGAUAUGGCAAGAACAGAACGGCCAGUGGAGCAACAUUGCGGAACACGCGGUGCACCAGAGCAGUGUCAACUCCGUUUCCUGGGCACCACACGAGUUUGGCGCUGUCUUGUUGUGCGCUUCUUCCGACGGCACUGUUUCCGUGGUGGACUUUAAGGAUGAUGGUACCACGUCGCCAAUCGUCUUUAAGGCGCAUGAGAUCGGAGUCAAUGCCGCGUCCUGGGCCCCAGUUGAUACAAACAAGAAGGAUCAACAGGUGAGACGCUUCGUUACCGGGGGCUGCGAUGAUUUGGCCAAGAUAUGGCGCUUCGACGCCCAAGCCAACACUUAUAUCCAGGAGGCCAUUUUGGAGGGCCACACCGACUGGGUCAGAGAUGUAGCUUGGUCCCCGAGCUUGUUGUUGCGCUCCUACAUCGCCACCGCAUCCCAGGAUCAUUCCGUUAUUGUGUGGACCCAGAAGAGUGACGGUAGCGGUGCCUGGGAAAAGCAACUCUUGCAGGCGGAGAAAUUCCCAGAUGUGGUCUGGCGUGCCUCCUGGUCGUUGUCAGGUAACGUUUUGGCGAUCUCUGGUGGCGACAACAAAAUUACCUUGUGGAAGGAGAACUUGAAGGGUGCCUGGGAGUCUGCCGGCGAGGUUGAGCAGUAA
Molecule: messenger RNA, 913 nt
Organism: Babjeviella inositovora NRRL Y-12698
Lineage: Eukaryota; Fungi; Ascomycota; Pichiomycetes; Serinales
Gene: SEC13
Product: GTPase-activating protein
Exons: 2
Coding region: 32-913 (293 amino acids)
Biological process (GO): COPII-coated vesicle budding; positive regulation of TOR signaling; protein import into nucleus
Cellular component (GO): nuclear pore outer ring; COPII vesicle coat
Molecular function (GO): structural molecule activity; protein binding
Source: RefSeq, a predicted model, not a curated record